GAAGCCGGGAACUGUUGCGGCUGCUGCUGCCGCCCAGGCUUUGAGGGGAGCGGGGAGCCGCGGGAGGCUUCCCUCGGAUAGAGCCAGCUGGUCUCGGUUGGGGGGAGAGAGGUUAGCUCCCCUCCGCGCCGUCUCCACCGCCCUCCGGCACCGAGCCCCCUGGCCGACUAGUCCUCCGAUGAAAGUGCGGACAGCGGAGGUCGCGGAGCCCUCGAGAAAAAGCUUUGUUGGACGGCGGCGCACGAGAGCCGGGCGAGGAAGAGGGCGUCGGGGGGGCGGGGGUGUCCCUCGCCAGAUGGCACUCCGAAGGGGCGAGCCGAGGAGGAGGCGGCGGCUGCAGUAGCUCGAAGGCAGCUCAGGGAGGAGGACGAGGAAGAGGAGGAGGACAGCGCGGGAGCGGCGCGCCUCCGCCCGCCCGGCGUCGAGGAAGGGACCCAACUGAUCCCCGGCGCCCAGUCCCGCGCGCCCUCCCCUUCCUGGGACCCGGCGUGGCUGGCUUCACCCCAUGGCCCCGACUAAGCGCCAGGCCUGAAGGGGCGACGAGGAUGAGGCCACGUCCAGCGGCAGCGAGGCUUCUGCCCGGGCAAGUCGAGGGCGGCGGCGGCGGCGGCAACCACAAGAGCAGCAGCAGCAGCAGCAGCAGCAGGUGAGCGGAGAGCCGGGUGCCCGGCGCUCGGAGCGCCACUUACCAAAGAGCCGGAGAGCAACCGGACUUUUCGAGAGCCGACGCCCGCUGCCACCGCGACGCCGCUGCUUCAGGCUCGGGAGCCGCGGGUUGCAGCGGCUCAGGAGCGAAGACCGACAGCUCUCCCGCGGCCGGCGGGCAGGACCGCUAGGCAGGGCGCAUAGCCGCCGGGGCGUCUGAGGGGCGCGUCGGGCAUCGCCAGGACUCGGGGCGCGCCUGCGGUGACCCCCGCCCCACUGGAGGAGCCUCUUGGGGGGCGCCGGGAACCCCGUUUGGAUUAACUGGUCCCUCCCGCUUUUUGCUUUCUCCCCCCCCCCCGUUUCCUUUCCUUGGUUCUCCGGGACCUGCCCGGCGCCUGGCCGCCUUCCCCGACAUCUCCUGGGACUAUUACCUCACCUCGCCACCGACCUCAGGACUGUCUUCCGGAGAACAAGGCAGCAACAAUGCCUGACUCGCCGGCUGACGUGAAGACGCAGUCCCGAUCCACGCCCCCGAAUAUGCCGCCGCCAUCACCAGCCGUCACGCAGGGAGCAACGCGACACCCCACCUUCACACCAAACCCUAAUCGCGAAGCUGGGCCGCCGAUGUUUCUGCCCCGCGGCCGUUUUCAUGGUUGCUUGAAAUGGUCCAUGGUGUGCCUCUUAAUGAAUGGAAGCAGCCACUCUCCGACAGCAAUCAAUGGCGCGCCCUCCACCCCCAAUGGCUUCAGCAACGGGCCUGCAACGUCCUCCACCGCCUCGCUGUCCAACCACCAACUCCCUCCGGCCUGCGGUGCUCGCCAGCUAAGCAAACUGAAGCGCUUCCUGACCACGCUGCAGCAGUUUGGCAAUGACAUCUCUCCGGAGAUAGGGGAGCGUGUCCGCACUCUGGUGCUGGGUCUCGUGAAUUCCACGCUGACCAUUGAGGAAUUCCACUCCAAGCUCCAGGAGGCCACAAACUUCCCUUUGCGUCCUUUCGUCAUCCCGUUCUUGAAGGCCAACUUGCCCCUGCUGCAGCGCGAACUCCUCCACUGUGCCCGCAUGGCGAAGCAAACGCCCGCACAGUACCUCGCACAACAUGAGCAGCUCCUCUUGGACGCCAACGCCUCCUCCCCCAUCGACUCCUCGGAACUGCUGUUGGAGGUCAGCGAAGCGGGCAAGAGGAGGACGCCAGACAGGACCAAAGACAAUGGCUUGGACCGUGACCCGCUGCACCCUGAACACCUCAGCAAAAGGCCAUGCACAAUGAGCCCUGCCCAGCGCUACAGCCCUAGCAAUGGGAUCAACCACCAGCCCAACGGGCUGCCCCACCCCACGCCUCCGCCUCCCCAGCACUACCGCCUCGAAGACAUGGCCAUAGCACACCACUACCGGGACGCUUACCGGCACCCUGACCCUCGGGAGCUGAGAGAGCGCCAUCGGCAAGCUGCCGUGCACAGUUCCCGGCAAGAGGAAGUGAUCGACCACAGGCUCACGGACAGAGAGUGGGCGGAAGAGUGGAAGCACCUCAACAAUCAGCUGCUGAACUGCAUAAUGGACAUGGUGGAGAAGACCCGCCGGUCGCUCACCGUACUCCGCCGCUGCCAGGAGGCUGACCGCGAGGAGCUCAACCACUGGAUCCGUCGCUACAGUGAUGCCGAGGACAUGAAGAAGGGUCCCAGUCCUGCCACCCGACCUCACAACAGCACUGCCAACACAGAGGCUUCCUUUCUAGAUGCUCACCGCGAGCUUGUAUCCAGGCCCCUGUCUGGCUACAUGCCAGAAGAAAUUUGGAGGAAAGCUGAAGAAGCUGUGAAUGAGGUGAAGCGGCAGGCCAUGUCGGAGCUCCAGAAGGCUGUGUCUGACGCAGAGCGGAAAGCCCACGAGCUGAUCACGACAGAGCGGGCCAAAAUGGAGCGGGCCCUGGCAGAGGCCAAGCGCCAGGCCUCCGAGGAUGCGCUGACUGUCAUUAACCAGCAGGAGGACUCCAGUGAGAGCUGUUGGAACUGCGGGCGCAAGGCAAGUGAGACCUGCAGCGGCUGCAACACCGCACGCUAUUGCGGCUCCUUCUGCCAGCACAAAGAUUGGGAGAAGCAUCACCACGUCUGUGGGCAGACCCUCCAAGGCCUCCAAGCCUCUAGCGGUGGGACAGCCUCUUCUGGGCUGGGCGUAGCAUCAGCUCAGCCAGACGUCGUGGCUGUGAGUACCUCCAUCACCAGUGUUGCCGUAGUAGGGAGCCCCAGCGAUUCUGGCUCGGCCGCUGCCUCGCGUUCUGGCACACCGGCAACGCCAGCUCCUCUAGACACGGCGUCCCGCUAGAUGGACGGAAGGGAAACUGGGAAGCCAAUCAACAACUGUCACUGCUGCUACCACUUCUCUCCAAAUGAAAAAAAAAAACUGCAUUCAAUGCAAACCCUCAGCUACCUGACACGUAUUUGACCUCCAAAACGACCUCUAUCUCUCUCACGAAAUCCUCACGAAUUCUCAAACCUGGGCUUUAAGUGGAGUUAAGGCAAAUACCAACCUUCUCCGUUCACUCGUCAGUUUUUAUUAUUAUUAUUAUUAUUAAUUAUUAUUACUACUACUACUAUUAUACUUCUUACAGAUAUGGUUUGGGGGAAUUUAUGAUUAUGAUUAUUUUUUUAUUUUUAUUUUUUUGGAUGAGGAAUUUAUCUGCAAGCAUCACGCAUCUUGACUUGGGGGCAGGAGAAGGGAACCAAAAGGAUACUUCCGUCUGUCUUCUGCUGGAGAUGCGUUUGAGGAAAUAAGGAAUGAAACCCCUUCCCCGAAAGGAGAAGGGGGAGAAAGUGGGGGAAAAAAGGAUUUCAUUUACAAAAAGCAAGAUUUUUCUUUUUUGUAAAAAAAAUAAAAAUAAAAAUAAAACAAUAUAAACAUCAAA
Molecule: messenger RNA, 3541 nt
Organism: Rhineura floridana
Lineage: Eukaryota; Metazoa; Chordata; Lepidosauria; Squamata; Rhineuridae
Gene: CBFA2T3
Product: CBFA2/RUNX1 partner transcriptional co-repressor 3
Exons: 12
Coding region: 1129-2961 (610 amino acids)
Biological process (GO): negative regulation of DNA-templated transcription; DNA-templated transcription
Cellular component (GO): nucleus
Molecular function (GO): transcription corepressor activity
Source: RefSeq, a predicted model, not a curated record